UUCCUUCCUUCCUUCUUUCCUUCCUUCCUUCCUUCGACUUUUACUGAGCAUUCUCCAUGUGCUGUUUCCUUAAGUUAUUUAUUUUGCACAGAAGAAAGGAAUUGUCAUAGGAUGAUACUUAUUCUCCUGAGGGGAAAAUCUAGAGAAGAGGGGACAUUUAAGUUGAGCUUUGGAGCUUGUGUGCAGAGAUAUGGAAGCAUAAACAAAAAUGCUAUAUUCAUAGUAUAGUAAACAGUUUGCUAGGACAGCUGCUGGCGUCUUUUUACAAGUUCAGGGAAUCUUUGUGCGUAUUAAAGAGUAGAUGCCUCUGUUGAGUGGACAUAGUCUGGAGGGCACAAGUUUCUGGCCCCUUGGGCUGGGUACACUGAGCAGUGCACAACCUGCAUGACCAUAUGUGAGAAUCCCAGAUGAAUUACCAGUCUGUGGGGCAGAGGAUCAGCACUGGGCAUGAGUAUAAAUAUGAGUGGUUUUAGGCAAGGGGAUGCCUUGAUUAGUUAUUUUAGAAAAAGUUCUCUGGUGGCUGCCCACUAGGAAGGGAAGGAAGGAAGUAGGGAGGUUGAAGGUACUUAGUAGGCUUGAGACAGUGAUGAGGAACGGGGCCAUGAUGAUAGCAAGGAGAAGAGAGAAAAGGGAACAGAUCUGAGUGACACUGACAAGUCCCAGAGGUAGAUUCAAAGUGAUCUAUUGUGCGCACUGAACGAGAUGAACAAGUCAGCGAUUCUGAGGAAGCCUGGCGGGUAGUGCUGCAGUUUCUAGAGAAUGCUGUUCUGGAGAAUAAUGUGGGGCAUGUGCUUUUGGGUUUGUUUGCAGGAGUUCCAGGUAGAACUGUCUGGAAGGCAGCUCAGGACAGGGAUCAGGAGUCUUCAGCCUAGAAAUAAGAAUGAAACUCUUGCAAGUGAUUAAAGAUCGUUCUAGAGAAGAAUGUGAGGAGCAGAUAUAUUCUGCACAUACUGAGCUCUCCACUGCAGUGAGGCCUGAGUACUGCCUUGGCACAGGAUGGCUAGAGAAUCGAGGGAAAGCGCAUCCCUGGAUGCCCACGCUGCGGAGGACCAGAUGGAGCUUCUUGUCAUAAAAGUGGAGGAGGAAGAAGCCUCUGUCUUUGCAGAGGAGGCCAGCUUGCCCACCAGCUCUGCUCCGGGCUCUGAACGCUCCCGCCAGCGCUUUCGUGGUUUCCGCUACCCAGAGGCCGUGGGUCCCCGCGAGGCACUGAGCCGGCUCCGGGAGCUCUGCCGACAGUGGCUGCGGCCCGACCUGCACAGCAAGGAGCAGAUCCUGGAGCUGCUGGUGCUGGAGCAGUUCCUGACCAUCCUGCCCGGGGACCUGCAGCGCUGGGUGCGCAAGCAGCGCCCAGAGAGCGGGGAGGAGGUCGUGGCGCUGUUGGAGUAUUUGGAGAGGCAGCUGGAGGAGCCGCCGCCGCAGGUCCCACCUGACAGCCAGGGGCAAGAACUGCUAGGCUACAAGAUGUCACUGUUGACACCAGCUCAGGGGUCACAGAGUAGCCAGUUCCAACCAGUGAAGGCUUUAUUGAAGCACAGACCUCUGGGAUCCCAGCCUUUGCAAGACAGAGUUCUCCAGGUUCCUUGGCUUACCCAGGAAGGGAGCUGCAGAGAAGACACAGUGGUAGCCGCCAGGCUCACUCCAGAGUCCCAGGGGUUGCUGAAAAUGGACAGUGUGGCCCUGUCCCUCACUCCUGAGUGGACACAGCCGGAUUCAUCUCAGAUGAACCUCUACAGGGAUGAAAGGCUGGAGAACUAUAGCAGCCUCAUCUCCUUAGGUGCUGACGAACAGACCAAGGUCAGGGACUUGCCUCCAGCCGAGCCACAUCCAGAACAGGAGCCCGGCCAGACACCAGGGCACCUGGGUGGUGACACUGCCCGGAUUACCACAGGUGCACAAGCUGGUGAGCUGGAGGGCAGGCUGCAGAGAAAGCCGAGAAAUGCCUCAGGGAGGAGGCAGCACAUUUGCCUUGAAUGUGGGAAGAGUUUUGCUCAGAGUUCAGGCCUUAGUAAACACAGGAGAAUCCACACUGGAGAGAAACCCUACGAAUGCGAAGAGUGUGGCAAAGCCUUCAUUGGGAGUUCUGCCCUCAUUAUUCACCAGAGAGUCCACACUGGGGAGAAGCCAUAUGAGUGUGAGGAAUGCGGCAAGGCCUUUAGUCACAGCUCAGACCUUAUCAAGCACCAGAGAACCCACACUGGGGAGAAGCCCUACGAGUGUGAGGACUGUGGGAAAACCUUCAGCCAAAGCUGCAGCCUUCUUGAACAUCACAGAAUCCACACAGGGGAGAAGCCAUACCAGUGCAACCUGUGCGGCAAAGCCUUUAGGCGGAGUUCCCAUCUCCUGAGACAUCAGAGGAUCCAUGGUGAUAAAAACGCUCCGGAACCUGGGCAUGGGGAGGCCUGGGAAUGCCAGAGUCGGGUGGAAGGCCAGUGGGAAAAUGUUGAAACUCCUGUGUCUUACAAAUGCAGUGAGUGUGAAAGAAGUUUUACUCAGAAUAUAGGCCUCCUUGAACAUCAAAAAAUCCACACUGGUGAGAAGCCCUAUCAGUGUGACACGUGUGGAAAAGGCUUCACCCGAACCUCAUACCUUGUUCAGCAUCGGCGAAGCCAUGUAGGGAAGAGAAUUUCAUCACACUGAUCCAUGCUGUGCGUGACACAGUAGGUGCUCAUUCCUCAUGGAGCUGAGGCCACCCUGGGGCCCAGUCCAUCCUGACUACAAAGUGUGGCCUGGGGCUUUAUUUACCACCACAUAUCACUACGUGUUAGAAAAUAUGAAGUCUGACUGACAGAAAUUGUUUUCUAGUUUCUGGAACAUGAUUAGACAAAAGCUUACUUGAUGGGAGGCUAGGGGAGAGUUGUCUGGAAGAGGUGGGACCUGCUUUGUUUCCCAGCCACUGGGAUUAAAUGGACUCAGAUUGACUACUUCCUCUCAGCCAGCACUUUAUGAUGUCUACUGGGUGGUGGGUAUGAUGGAGGCUGCCUUGUGACUGUUGACUAGAAUUAGUCAUCCACGGUGGGUCAGAUUCAUGGAGUCUUAUAUCCCUCUUUGUGCCUUGCAAACAGGUGCUAAUUAAAUAUGUAAUAAAUGUGCCAGUGAGAGUACCUACCUAGCUCGGGAGGUUUUACAUUAUUUAGAUUUCUUUGGAAUUUAUCACCAAAGAAAACUUGUAUCUAAUUUCUGGGAUUCUACCGUUUUGAGUCAAUUUUGUGCAUUUUUUUGCCAGUACAUGGGAUUGGCAGAGUAGAGGCACAGGUGGGGUUACUGUGAUAGGAAGGAUCCAUGUUUCUCUACAAUACCUGUAUUUAUUUCUUAGUCUUUAAAUCAUUGUGAAUGUGUGUCAUCCAUCGAAUUCCAUUUUUUAGUUAAUUUUUCCUUGAUGUUAAUUUUGGUACUUUUUAGGGAAAAAUUUUCCUAUUCAUGCAGUUAUCAAGAUGAAAUCGGUUAUCCAGUCAGAAUAAAAUCAUCAAUUUUCUAAUGCUUAGCCUCUUGGUACUUGGCCUUUUAGUUCUCUUUGGCCUAACCAAGUGCCCUCAGUGCUGUAGACAUUAUCCUGCCCCCUCCAACAUACUGUGUAAAUUGCAUCAAAGCUCAUCCCUGCUAAAUUCACACUUCCUCCAGGUCAGUGGAGUCACAUCAGAUAUUUAAAGUAAGAAAUCAUGGUUUCAGAACCCUACUAUUAGUGUCUGAUAGUUUUAGUCUUAUUAUAGAUUGAUUCCCAAAUCACCUGGGUAGUAACAUCACAGUCAUUUCUGAUGAGAACUUUAACCAUUAAGCUAACUCCUCAGGCUGUCUGCCUUCCAUUAAACGUACUUUCUGGACCAUCCAUUUUUCUUCUUCAUAGGAGUCAAAAUUUCAGCGUUGUGAAUUCAAAUGAGAAAAUGUUUUUUAAUCACAUUACACAAGUAGUACUUAUGUUUCAAAUGAAAUUGUUUCUACAAGAGUAUUUUGGAGUGACUACUUUCUUACAAACUUUUGUUAGCGUUAUCAGUUCUUACUAAAGAAAUAUUCUUUCAUUAGUACAUCAGUUCUCAUUGCUCACCUGGCUUCUGGCCACUGCAGUCUCUUCCAUAUUUAUAGUAUCUGUCUAAGAUUCUGAUUUGGAUAUAGCAGAUUUUCAGUCAUUUUCCACAACUAAUGGUUAGGCAACAUGAUAUAUUAUUUCCUGCUGUACUCAUUUUUACUUUAUUUAUUAGGAAUUGAACUGUCAUCCAAAAUCCUUUGUAGAUCUACCCAAGUCCCUUUUUUUUUUUUUUUUUUUUUUGCCAGUUUCCAAGGCCUGGUACUUCCAGGAUUUCAGAGAUCUAAUGUAAAUUGUUUUUAUUACAGUAAUAAAUCAUAUUGUUAUUUUAA
Molecule: messenger RNA, 4350 nt
Organism: Oryctolagus cuniculus (rabbit)
Lineage: Eukaryota; Metazoa; Chordata; Mammalia; Lagomorpha; Leporidae
Source: RefSeq, a predicted model, not a curated record